Molecule: messenger RNA, 1402 nt
Organism: Stegostoma tigrinum
Lineage: Eukaryota; Metazoa; Chordata; Chondrichthyes; Orectolobiformes; Stegostomatidae
Gene: henmt1
Product: HEN methyltransferase 1
Exons: 7
Coding region: 149-1255 (368 amino acids)
Biological process (GO): siRNA processing; RNA methylation; piRNA processing
Cellular component (GO): cytoplasm; nucleus
Molecular function (GO): RNA methyltransferase activity; O-methyltransferase activity; S-adenosylmethionine-dependent methyltransferase activity
Source: RefSeq, a predicted model, not a curated record
ACAAUAUGACGGAUCGGCGACAGGGGUGCCAAGAUCAUGAUUGGACAGUGCUCGAAGGUCGGAGGUCGCCGUGUGGGCUUUGGGCCGCGAAGACCUGCCGAGUGCGACUGUGUCCGGUUUUUCAACGGGUGCUGACAGAAGCAAAAGGAUGGAGACUGUAUCCUUCAACCCACCUUUAUAUAAACAGAGAUAUCAGCUGGUCUUUGAAUUAGUAGAGAAAUACAAGGCAAGAAAAGUUGCUGAUUUGGGCUGUGCUGAAUGUAUGCUGUUGUCACGCUUAAAAUUCUGCAACUGCAUUGAAGACCUUAUUGGAGUCGAUACUGACUUAGAACUGCUGAAGGAAAAAAUGUAUCGCCUGUCUCCCCUUCCAUGUGAGUAUCUACAGCCCCGGGCUUCCAUGUUAACAGUAAGGUUGUACCAUGGAUCAGCAACUGUAAAGGACUGUCGUAUGUUGGACUGUGACUUUGUUUCAUGUAUUGAGUUAAUAGAACACCUAGACAUCUCAGAACUCGAGAGAUUUCCGGAGGUGGUGUUUGGAUACAUGAAUCCAACAGUAGUUGUAAUUACAACUCCAAAUGCAGAUUUCAACCCCUUACUCCCAGGAAUAAUGCGAUUCAGGCACUGGGACCAUAAAUUUGAGUGGAGCAGAGCAGAAUUUCAAGCUUGGUCUUUGAACAUUGGAAAUAAAUUUGGCUAUAAAGUGGAAUUUACUGGUGUAGGAAAAGGACCUGUCGGGACAGAACAUUUGGGAUUCUGCACACAAGUAUCUAUAUUUCUGAGGCAGCUAUCAAAAGCACCUCAAACUGAGGCUAAAAAUUCCAAAAUGCUAUAUAAACUGGUAUAUGAAGUUGUUUACCCAAGUCUGAAAGAUAAGAAAAUCCAGCAGGAUAUUGUCCUUAAUGAAGUUAUCUAUGCAGCAGAAUGCAUGAGAAGGCAGAUCGUUAACAGUCAUUAUGAUGAUGAGGGGCAAGGAGCUGAGAAUUGGAACCAGAAUGAAAGGGGAUCUGAGCAAACUGAGGAUGGUAAACUGGAAAAAAUAUUUAGGCCAAAAGAUAGUAAGAGACUGAAUGUGUGUAAGAUUGAUGGUAAGCUUCACAUACCCUUGAUUAAUUUAUUCUCCAUGCCUAAAGUGCAACAGCUCAGCGGCUCCCUCCAGCGUCUGGAGGAGAUCCUACAGGCAACUGAUCGAGUAGUGCUGAGUGCAUGUGGGACCUCUCUCCUGUAUCCUGCUGAUGAUGACAGAAAUGAGGACUAAUUGAUGGAGUCUUACAAUCAGCUGAUACUAGCCACUGACAUAAUGAAAAGAAAUGAUAAAUAUAUUCAAAUCAAAAUACAGUGUGUGUGCAAGUACAGGAACAUACUCGGCUACAGCUUCUGAAUAAAGGAGCUGGGCAAUCAAUAA